Molecule: messenger RNA, 1814 nt
Organism: Vitis vinifera (wine grape)
Lineage: Eukaryota; Viridiplantae; Streptophyta; Magnoliopsida; Vitales; Vitaceae
Product: tetrahydroberberine oxidase
Exons: 1
Coding region: 16-1653 (545 amino acids)
Molecular function (GO): FAD binding; oxidoreductase activity
Source: RefSeq, a predicted model, not a curated record
AAUUAGCUAUAAAGUAUGGGGCUUCAUGCCGUCUCUUACAAAGACCAAAUGGGUGCUUCAAGCUCUGCAAUAUUUUUACCUUUUGUAAGCCUUGUGGUUUUAGUUUCAUGGGCAACUUCAAGUUCAAUCCAUGAAAACUUUCUGCAAUGUCUUUCCCUUAAUUCUAACCACACAACACCCAUCUCAAAUGUCCUGUACACCCCAAAAAAUUUGUCUUAUUCAGCCAUAUUGGAAUCCACCAUAGAGAACCUCAGAUUCUCAUCCUCUGCUACCCCAAAACCCCUGCUUAUACUUACCCCACUGCAUGUCUCCCACAUCCAAGCAGCUGUUAUUUGUUCCAAGAAAUAUGGCAUGAACAUCAGAGUCCGAAGUGGCGGCCAUGACUAUGAGGGUCUCUCUUAUGUAUCUGAAAUCCCUUUCAUCAUUAUUGAUUUGGUGGAACUUCGAUCCAUCAAUAUUAGCAUCGAAGAUGGCACUGCUUGGGUAGAGGCUGGAGCAACUGUCGGUGAAGUUUAUUAUAGAAUUGCCCAAAAAAGUAGGACCUAUGGCUUCCCAGCAGGCAGCUGUCCUACUGUAGGAGUGGGUGGGCACUUCAGCGGUGGGGGUUAUGGGACUUUGAUGAGAAAGUAUGGCCUAUCAGCUGAUAAUAUAAUUGAUGCUUACAUUGUUGUUAGUGAUGGCAGAGUUCUCAACAGAGAAUCGAUGGGAGAAGACUUGUUUUGGGCUAUUAGAGGGGGUGGAGGAGCAAGUUUUGGAAUCAUCUUGUCAUGGAAAAUCAAACUAGUUCCUGUUCCGCCUAUUGUGACCGUCUUCACUGUUGGCAGGACCUUGGAACAAGGUGCACUCAAGGUCUUUCUUAAAUGGCAACAAGUUGGUAGUAGACUCCAGGAAGAUAUCUUCAUCGGAGCCACCUUUGGGGCUGUCAGUGGCAGCCAAGAAGGGGAGAGAACAAUAGAAGUUUCAUUCAAAAGUCUAUUUCUUGGUAAUACUAGUCAACUGUUAUCACUGAUGAAAAAGAGCUUCCCUGAGCUGGGCUUGGAGGCCAAGGACUGUCUUGAAAUGAGUUGGAUAGAGUCCGUGCUUUAUUACACAGACCUUUCUGGAGAACCUGUAAAUGUUUUGCUCAACAGGAUUCCUCAAUUUAAAAACUACUUCAAGGCAAAAUCAGACUAUGUGCAGGAGCCAAUUUCUGAAACUGGGUUACAAGGUGUAUGGAAGAUGCUUUACCAGGAAGAGGCAGGGAUAAUGAUCUUAAGUCCUUAUGGUGGAAGGAUGAACGAGAUUUCAGAGACUGAAGUUCCUUUCCCGCAUAGAAAGGGGAACUUGUAUAAAAUUCAAUACUUGGUCAGCUGGGAUGAAGAAGGGGAUAGAGUGUCACAGAAGCGCAUAAAUUGGAUAAGAAAGCUUUAUGCAUACAUGGCUCCAUAUGUUUCCAAGUUCCCCAGGGCUGCAUAUCUCAAUUAUAGGGAUCUUGACUUGGGAAUAAACAAGCUCAAAGGUAACACAAGCUAUGCACAGGCCAGCAUUUGGGGCAUUAAGUACUUCAGCUGCAAUUUCAAUAGAUUGGUUCAUGUGAAAACCAAAGUGGAUCCAAGUAAUUUCUUCAGGAAUGAACAGAGCAUCCCAUCUCUUUCCCCAUGGUGGAAGAACUGAGAUUUGAGGAAUUGUUGGCAGCUUGCCACUGCCCUAUAUUCCUGGUUGGACUUUUCCUUGUCAAAACAAUACCAAGUGGCUUUAUCAUAACUAAAUAAACAGAUAAAUAUAUGUAAUGAUGGUCUUAUCUUGAUCAGUAAUGAGCAUGGUCUAUUUCUCAA